Molecule: messenger RNA, 1686 nt
Organism: Saprolegnia parasitica CBS 223.65
Lineage: Eukaryota; Oomycota; Saprolegniomycetes; Saprolegniales; Saprolegniaceae
Exons: 12
Coding region: 1-1686 (561 amino acids)
Biological process (GO): monoatomic ion transport; transmembrane transport
Cellular component (GO): membrane
Molecular function (GO): chloride:monoatomic cation symporter activity
Source: RefSeq, a predicted model, not a curated record
AUGGUCACGGUGCUCGUCCUCAACUUGGCAUGCGUCAUCUCGGUCGGCAGUACGAUGCCCAAUCACGUCCUCAAAACAGACAAGUUUAUUCUAUCGACGGUCGCGUGGCCCACCAAGCAGCUCAUCAACCUCGGCAUCUUCUUCAGUGCGAUUGGCGGCGCCCUUCAAAACCUCACGGGGCACCCGCGCAUGCUCGCGGCCAUGGCCAACGACAAUGUGAUUCCAUUUCUGCGGCCGUUCGCGGCCAAAGACUCGGACGAGCCACGAAAGGCCGUGGGGUUGAUCCUCGCUAUGUCGUGUCUUCCGUGCAUUGCUGGGAACCUGGACUUUUUAGCGCCGUUCCUGACCAUGUCGAGUCUGAUGCUGUGCGCGACGCUCAAUUUUGCGUGCUUUUCGAUGGCGUUGGGCCACGCCCCGGGCUUUCGUCCCAAGUGGCACUACUUUCAUUGGUCGACCGCGCUGCUCGGUAGCAUGGGCAGCAUCGGCCUCAUGCUCUUCUUCUCGUGGACCAAAGCCAUCUUGGCCAUCCUGCUCUGCGUUCUAAUUCGACUCUACGUGCGCUGCCUCGGCUUCAAGAAGGACUGGGGCUCGUCGAUUCGGGGCAUGCACCUCGAACUCGCGUGCUGGCUCUUGCAUCUCCCGUCGAGCCCGCGACUGCUCGACUUUGCGAGCCAGCUCAAAGAGGGCCACGGGCUCGUCGAGGUCGUCAACUUGCUCGCAGGCAAGGACGACACGACGUACGAUGUGGCGUCGGAAGCCACGCACCGACUCCGAGCGCACUUGCUUGGUGCGCACAUCGCUGGUUUCGGUCACGUGUACGCAUGCAAGAACAUUCUCAAGAGCAUGGGCACCGUCGCGGAAGCCUCGGGCAUGGGUCCGCUGCGCAGCAACACGGUGCUGCUUGGUUGGCCCAAAGCGGCUGCGACGCGCGACCCUGCGUUUCUUGACGACUAUGUUGACAUGCUCCACGAGAUCAUCAACUGUAAGAAAGCGCUGCUACUGGCCAAAGGCCUCGCCUCCUUUCCGUCUAACGACGACAGUCGGCGCGGCACGGUCGACAUUUGGUGGGUCCUCCAUGACGGCGGGCUCCUCCUACUGAUCCCGUACCUUCUUCGGUUGCAUUUCGUAUGGCGCAAGAGCAAGCUUCGGCUCUUCACGGUUGUCUCGAUGAAGGAAGAUGCUGGCGAGAUUGCGGCGCGCCUCGCCGACUUUUUAGAAGGGGUCCGCAUUGAAGCAGAGGUCCACGUCGUGCCACUGCGGAAUGCAACGAUCUCGUCGCUCCUCAUCAAGCGCACCAAGGACGAGUUGUUGAAGAAGAAGGAAGCGCUUGCCGCCAUGAAGGUGACGACCAUGUCCUUCGCCAUCCGCGACGGCUACGAGCAGCUCGUGGACGACCUCAGCAACGUGGGCACGGCCAUCGACGACGACGAGCGGUCCCGCGGGAAGCGCUUUGCCGCGUCGCCACCACCGACCUCGUCCGACACGCGCCUCGUGCACGCCCAGCUCAUGAACCAGCACAUGCUUGAGCACUCGGGCGACGCAUCGCUCGUCGUGGUGAACCUCCCGCGCCUCAUCGGCGUCCCCGCACUCUGCUUUGUGACGUACGUUGAAGCGCUGACACAGCACCUACCGGCGGUGCUACUCGUGCGGGGCAGUGGCCGCGAAGUCGUGACCUUGAACGCCUGA